This is a messenger RNA of Ctenocephalides felis (cat flea), 1563 nucleotides long. It is a transcript of the gene ppan, whose product is annotated as protein Peter pan. Gene Ontology annotation, biological process: ribosomal large subunit assembly; rRNA processing. The coding region runs from base 44 to 1480 and encodes 478 amino acids. Gene Ontology annotation, molecular function: rRNA binding. NCBI's taxonomy places the organism in Eukaryota, Metazoa, Arthropoda, Insecta, Siphonaptera, Pulicidae. The record is from RefSeq and is a predicted model, not a curated record. Gene Ontology annotation, cellular component: preribosome, large subunit precursor. The transcript is spliced from 7 exons.
GUUAUGCCAAACUAGAGCCUAAAACACGUGUAAUCGUUUCAAAAUGAAAACUAAGAGAGGCAAAUGUGUAAAAAAAAAUAAACAAAUUGCUGAUGUUGAACCAGAUGAAUUACUCAGAGCACCACAUUCAUUCGUGAUAAAUCGCGGAUUACCUGAAUUACAUGUGCGGGAGUUAACAAAAGAUUUUCGUCGGGUUAUGGAACCCUUCACUGCUUCAUCUCUAAAAGUUCGUAAGAAAAAUACACUUAAAGAUUUUGUAUCUAUUGCGGGAUUACUUCAUGUAUCUCAUUUGUGUGCAUUCUCAAAAACUGAAACAUCAUUAUUUUUUAAAAUUGCCAGACUUCCAAGAGGUCCAACGUUAUCAUUCAAGGUUCAUUCAUAUUGUUUGUCGCGAGAUGUUAUAUCAACGCUGAAGAAGCAGUUAGUUAUUGAAGAAGCUUUCAAACACUCACCACUUGUAGUAUUAAACAAUUUCGCUGGAGAAGGAAUGCAUAUGAAAUUAAUGGCAACAACUUUCCAAAAUAUGUUUCCUACUAUAAAUUUAAACAAUGUUAACUUGAGUACUAUUAGGAGAUGUAUUUUGUUAAACUAUAAUUCAACAACAAAAUUAAUAGACUUCAGACAUUAUAUAAUUAAAGUAGUACCAAUAGGAUUGUCAAAAGGAGUAAAGAAAGUAAUACAAGGCAAAAUCCCAAAUCUAGCUAGGUGUGAAGAUAUGGGAGAUUUUUUUGCAAAAACUGGUGCUUUAUCAGAAAGUGAAUUUGAGGACGAUGAAACAGGGCAAGUUAACUUACCUCAAAAAUUAUCUUCACGUGGUAAUUUACAAGAUCAAAAAUCUUCUAUUCGCUUGUCUGAGUUGGGUCCGAGAAUGACAUUGCAACUUAUGAAAGUUGAAGAUGGGUUAAUGGAUGGUGAAGUUUUGUUCCAUGAGCUAAUAGUUAAGAGUGAAGAAGAAAAAGAAAUGAUUCUUAAGAAACGCCUGGAAAAAAAAAAAUUGAAAGAGAAACGAAAGAAAUUGCAGGAAAAGAAUGUUGAAAAGAAAGAAAAUGAAAAGCUGAAGUUGAAGCAAAGAUCUUUAGCUGGAAUGGGAAUUCGAGAAACUGAUAAAUUAAUGGAAAAGGCAGUGAAUGAAGCGAAUGCAAAUGAUGAUCAAGUUGAUGAUGAUGCUGAGUAUUACAAGGAUGAAGUAGGAGCCAACCCUGAUAGAGAUUUGUUUAAUUCCCAAAUUCGAGGUACAAAAAGAUUAUACAAAACCCCAGCACGCUAUAAUAAAAAUAAGAAAUUGAGGACUGACACAGAAACAGAUGAUAGAAAUAAGAACUCAAAAUAUGCAAGUAAAGACAGAUUACAAAAAGCAUCUAAAUUCAAAAGCAAAGGCACUAAGAAACUAGGAGGGCGUGGUAAUCAUCCCAAAUAUGGAUGGCGAAAUCAAGAACAAAAUAACAAUACAAAAAAUACUAAUAUGAAGCGAAGUAAAUAACAAAAAUAAAUAAAGCUGUGUAUAUUGUUUAUAUCGAUAAAAAAUUAUAUAAGUAUCACACACAUUUGCAUUUUAAUAAAUAU